Messenger RNA from Elephantulus edwardii (Cape elephant shrew), 1743 nucleotides. RefSeq names its product acyl-CoA synthetase medium-chain family member 4 (gene ACSM4). The coding region runs from base 1 to 1743 and encodes 580 amino acids. The transcript is spliced from 13 exons. Gene Ontology annotation, molecular function: fatty acid ligase activity; fatty-acyl-CoA synthase activity. Gene Ontology annotation, cellular component: mitochondrial matrix. Gene Ontology annotation, biological process: fatty acid biosynthetic process; acyl-CoA metabolic process. NCBI's taxonomy places the organism in Eukaryota, Metazoa, Chordata, Mammalia, Macroscelidea, Macroscelididae. The record is from RefSeq and is a predicted model, not a curated record.
AUGACGAUUUUAUUUCGCUGCCAGACAUUCAGACACCUCUGGUUUUCCAAGUCACCUGCGAGGCACUUCCACAAAGACUGUCAGCUUUGGGCCCCUCUGACUCUUGAAGACUUUGAAGCCAUAAACCGCUGUGAGAGGGCAUUGCCCAAGAACUUUAACUUUGCCGCAGACGUGCUGGACCAGUGGUCUCAAAAGGAAAAGACAGGAGAGAGACCAGCCAAUCCAGCACUGUGGUGGGUGAACGGAAAAGGGGAUGAAGUAAAAUGGAGCUUUAGGGAACUGAGCUUCUUGUCCCGAAAGGCUGCCAACGUGCUCAUCAAGCCCUGUGGCCUGCAGAGAGGGGACCGCGUGGCUGUGAUUCUGCCCCGGAUCCCAGAGUGGUGGCUCAUCAAUGUGGCUUGUAUGCGAACAGGGCUCAUCUUUAUGCCAGGAACAAUUCAAUUGACAGCAAAAGACAUUCUCUACCGACUUCGAGCCUCCAAGGCCAAGUGCAUCGUGGCCAGCGAGGAACUGGUCUCGGCGGUGGAGUCCAUAGCGUCAGAGUGCCCUGACCUGAAGACCAAAGUCCUGGUGUCUCUGCAGAGCCGGAACGGGUGGCUCAGCUUUCACGAGUUACUCCCCUCAGCCUCAGAAGAGCACAGCUGUGUGGAGACAGGAAGUCAAGAACCAAUGGCUAUUUACUUCACCAGUGGGACCACCGGCUCUCCCAAGAUGGCGCAGCACUCUCAGAGCAGCCUCGGUAUUGGGUAUACACUCUGUGGGAGGUACUGGCUGGACUUGAAGCCCUCAGAUAUCAUCUGGAACAUGUCUGACACCGGCUGGGUCAAGGCUGCCAUCGGCAGCGUGUUUUCUUCCUGGCUGCAUGGCGCCUGUGUUUUUGUGCAUCGGAUGGCCCAAUUUGACACAGAUAUCUUCCUCAAUACGCUUACAACUUAUCCCAUCACGACCCUGUGCAGCGCGCCCACCGUGUACCGAAUGCUUGUGCAAAAAGACCUCAAGAGGUAUAAAUUCAAGAAGCUUCGGCACUGCCUGACAGGAGGGGAGCCACUCAACCCAGAGGUGCUGGAGCAGUGGAAAGUGCAAACAGGACUGGAGCUGUACGAGGGCUACGGACAGACGGAAGUGGGAAUCAUUUGUGCCAAUCAGAAAGGACAAGAGAUUAAACCAGGAUCUAUGGGGAAAGGUGUACUACCCUAUGAUGUCCAGAUUAUAGAUGAAAAUGGCAAUAUCCUACCACCUGGCAAAGAAGGAGAAAUUGCUCUCAGACUAAAGUCUGCACGACCCUUCUGUUUCUUCUCUGAAUAUGUGGACAACCCCGAGAAGACGGCAGCCACAAUGAGAGGAAACUUCUAUGUCACCGGAGACAGAGGAGUGAUGGACAGCGAUGGAUAUUUCUGGUUUGUCGGCAGAGCUGAUGAUGUCAUCAUUUCCUCUGGGUACCGUAUUGGCCCAUUCGAAGUGGAGAGCGCACUCAUUGAGCACCCAGCGGUGGUGGAGUCAGCGGUGGUCAGCAGUCCAGACCCAAUCAGAGGAGAGGUGGUGAAAGCUUUUGUCGUCUUAUCUGCACCAUUUAAAUCGUCCAACCCAGAGAAACUGAUUCUUGAACUUCAAGAUCAUGUGAAAAAAUCAACUGCACCUUACAAAUACCCAAGAAAGGUGGAAUUUGUUCAAGAACUCCCAAAGACUAUCACCGGAAAAAUCAAACGAAAUGUUUUGCGAGAUCAGGAAUGGGGACAAAGAUAA